This is a messenger RNA of Xiphophorus maculatus (southern platyfish), 2035 nucleotides long. RefSeq names its product WW domain binding protein 2 (gene wbp2). Gene Ontology annotation, cellular component: nucleus. Gene Ontology annotation, biological process: positive regulation of DNA-templated transcription. The transcript is spliced from 8 exons. The record is from RefSeq and is a predicted model, not a curated record. NCBI's taxonomy places the organism in Eukaryota, Metazoa, Chordata, Actinopteri, Cyprinodontiformes, Poeciliidae. Gene Ontology annotation, molecular function: transcription coactivator activity; chromatin DNA binding. Bases 180 to 971 code for a protein of 263 amino acids.
UCACCUGAGCGUACAGCGGAAGAAAAGCAGGUGCAGCUGUAGCAUCAGCCUCAUAACAACCGUUACCAACGUACUGUGACAGCUACCGAGGCCCCCUUUUCUUCCCCCUUUGGUAAACCUCUGAAUACCUUUUCAGCUGAGCUGUUUCUCGCAGUGAGAGACGCUGGAGGGUCGACAUCAUGACUUUGAACCAGAACCACUCAGAGUCUGGUGGAGUCAUCAUCAACAACAGCGAGAGCGUGUUGAUGUCCCAUGAUAACGUGGAGCUCGUCUUCUGCGAUGCGGACCGUCUGCCUGAGCCGUUCAGAAAGAGCAAAAAGGGCAGCGUCUACUUGACACCGUACAGGGUGAUCUUCCUGGCUAAAGGACGCGACGCUCUGCAGUCCUUCAUGAUGCCGUACUACCUGAUGAAGGGCUGCGAGAUCAAACAGCCGGUUCUGGGCGCCAAUUACAUCAAGGGCACCGUGAGCGCCGAGCCCGGAGGUGGAUGGGAAGGAAGCGCCACGUUCAAGCUAGUCUUCGCCGCGGGCGGAGCCAUAGAGUUUGGCCAGUUCAUGCUGCAGGCUGCAGCUCAGGCGUCUAAGGGCCAGCCGCUAACUCCUAGCUUCGGUGGCUGCCCUUUCAUGGCUAACGGAGGCUAUGCUUUCCCUCCUCCCCCUGCUAACGGAAUGUACCCUCAGGGACCGCCACCCGGCUACUCCUACCCCAACCCCCCACCUCCAGGGGCAUUCUACCCAAGUCCUCCAGCUUUCGAUGCGUCUGCCAGCUACGUACCGCCCCCUCCUUACUCUGCCCCCCUGGGUCAGCAGCCACCACGUGACCCAGACCUGCCCUCCUCAGCAGCAGCGGAGGCCAAGGCAGCGGAAGCGGCGGCGAGCGCCAGCUGUGCCACUCUGCCUCCUACGCACGUGUACCUGCCGCAGGACAAGCCCCCACCUUACUCCCCUCCAGAGGACAAGAAGAACCAGUAGAGCCUGUGUGAACCCCGCCCUCGUUCCUCUGUCUCCUCUCAUUUCAUUGACUGGACAUUUUCUCCUCUCGGUCUUCCUUGUCACUUUCUAACAUUCCUUUUUUCCCCCCACCCUCUUCCUCGUUGUUUUCCUGUCUCCCUUCAUCAGACGCACCUUUACUUCCCAGGAAGUCGCAGAGAACAAGCGCUGGCAACCAGAAUGGUCGCCAUCUGUUGUAUAGUGUUUGUUGCUUUCCAAGUGUCCCGUUAAUCCUCCCCCCCAUUCCCUUUAACCUCCUGCGAUCUGAUGUUGAAUGAUGUGAAGCUCACGUAGAAUUUUCUAUCUAACCAAACUCUAACAAUGAAGUCAUUUGCUUCGCUAAAGACGGCCGGAGGCAAACCGAAUGCAGUCUUAUUUUUCUAUUAUUUUUGUGUGUACCAAGAUUUUCAAGAAGAAGGUAUUUUCUCGAGAACACUCAGCGUCAGAAGUACAAAGUAGCCUUUUCUUUGUAAAAGCGAGCAGAUUUUGUGUGUUUUGACAUGCUUUGGUGGGACCAGGCGGAAUAGAGAGUCCACAAUCUGGGAUUAGAGCAGAGGGGUGGAUUCUCCCUCCAAUGUAACACGGGAGCAGACCGGUCACCUAAUGAUGUCACGUCCUGUUUACCCCGGGUUUCACCUUUCACUCCUCUGUGUUCCUGGUUUUUUUGUAGUUGUCUUUUUCCCCAGAUAGUAACACGACCGCCUGGAGGACAGGCUCAGUUUGUGUUCAACUCCGUUCGCUCGGUCUGAUCUCGAGCGCCUCGGUUCUUCCUUCCUCUGUGGUCAUUUUAUCUGUAUCCUGUAUCUGUGGCGCAUCAGCGGCUGAUUCUUUGCACUUUCAGAAUGCUAUGCAUCAGGCUACGGUUCGCUCUCGUCAUGGCUGGGUGUACAAUAACGUUCAGCUCUUUAUGUACUUCAAACUUAAUUUAUUGAACAGUUACUGUAGAAUGGUUCAAUUAUGGGGGAAAAAAAAACAAACGGCAUGAUCUCAACAGAAGCAUGUGCGCAUUAGAUUGAAGUUUAAUAAAUGGCUCUUAACUCAUGAAA